AUGAAUAAUAAUAGUAAUAGUAGUAAUGAUGAUGAUAGAUGUUACAUUGAAUAUAGAAAGAUACCAACUAUACUAUUACUUCAAAUUAUUGGAUACUUGGACAACAUUGAUUUAAUAUGUUUGCUGUUGACUUGUAGAUCAUACUAUUAUGAUUUGAAAGAUCAGUAUUCAUCUUCUAUUACCUUUAAAGGUUUAGAUAGAAUACAACAAUUGCAACAAAGAUACUCUGGUAUUAAAAGUUUGUUUAUUCAUUCAAAAGGACCUUAUCAACUCAAUGGGUUUACUAGUCUCUACCGAAAUGCUAUUAGUGAUCAGUUGAUGGUUGGAAGAGAUUUUGGAACUGUUGAGAGUAUUAAUCGAGUUGGAUCGGUUCGUCAAAUCAUACCAACAGAUACUACUUCAACGAUUACAACAAUGAUGAUUGGUACAAUGGUAGGCAUUACCGCUUUCGAUCAAGUGAUUAGUUUGCCACCAACCAUCACACGUCUGUACAUUCGUAAUGUCAUUCAACCUCUUGUCACUGCCUAUUUGGGUCUACCCAAUUUAAAAGAACUCUAUCUUGCUGGGUACCAUCCACCAGAUAUCAUAACUAUACCCGAUAGUGUAAAGUAUCUUAGGAUUAGAUACCAAGAUACUUUUAAAGAGUUGGUUGUUCAUCAAGGUAACCUUGAAACACUGGUUUUAAUAUGUACCGAUGGUCAUCUAGACAAGAUUCAAGGGUUAUCAAGUAGUUGUAUUAAAACAAUGAAUCUAUCUUGUAAGACGUAUGGUCUCACCUCGACAACAACACCGAGUGUACUACCAUGUACAUUGACAUCACUCAAUAUUAAGGUUGGUGAACCUUUACCAGACACCUUUGUAUUCCCACCAAUGUUAGUGUCACUAACAUACGCACCUGCUUGGAAUGCCACCACCUAUCCACUCAAUAUUCAAAAUUUGGUAAAUUUAGAGAGACUGGUUCUGACCGUCCCCGACAGGUUCAAUAGAACUGGAUUUGAAAUUACCUUUCCACCAAUCAAUCACAGCCAACUCAAUUAUAUCGAUGUCAGAAACACAACAACUAAAUUACCAUUAAAAUAUUUAAAUACAUCUUGUCUCGAAUCAUUACUUGUUCAACAUAUUUCUCAAAUACAGUAUGACAAUGAUAAUGAUGAGACAACAACAACAACAAAAUUAAAUAUUUUACCAAAUCUAAAGAGAUUCAAAGGUCAAGCAGAUUACUAUCAUCAAAUAGCAACACUUUCAAAUAAUCUACAAAUACUGUCAAUACACUAUAAAUGUCACAUGGAAUUCCCAAAAGGUUCAUUUCCACAACUCAAAAGAUUGUGUCUUAAUGGGAUUUUAACAUCUUUUAAAUUUAAAACACCUCGUUGCCAACAUGACCUUCAUAAAGAGUUCCCUCCCAACUUGACAUCCAUCGAUUAUAUCAAACUAUCAGCAUACUCGGAUAACGAUAUUCUUUAUAUUCCAUCAUCUCUUGAAUCAUUGGCAAUUAAAGCUUAUCAAAAAAAUGGUAUAAAUGAUUUAUAUACACUUCCUCAAAUUCAAAUUAUAAAUAAUCAAAAUAAUAAUCAGAAUAAUAAUAGUUUGGAUAAUAAUAAUCAAUAUUAUCUACCACCAAGUUUAAAAAGAUUAAUUGUCAACCUAGGAACAUCAGAUGUUACAUCAUUCAAAUUGAGUGAAAUCAUCAAUCGAUCAAAUGUAGAAUCUUUAAAAUUAUUUGGAAAUGCUCAUUCAGAUCAGAAAUACGAAUUAGAACUUUCUAUUAAAAGAUUGGGUGACGAUAAAUAUUUAGAGAGAAACGGUCCAAACAAUGUAACAAUCUUUCAAGGUCUCUACGAUGGUGGUUCAUCACAUUCAAGAAAAUAA
Cavenderia fasciculata is the source of this 1869-nucleotide messenger RNA. RefSeq lists its product as uncharacterized. The record is from RefSeq and is a predicted model, not a curated record. The coding region runs from base 1 to 1869 and encodes 622 amino acids. The transcript is spliced from 3 exons. Lineage: Eukaryota; Evosea; Eumycetozoa; Acytosteliales; Cavenderiaceae. Gene Ontology annotation, molecular function: protein binding.